This is a messenger RNA of Ogataea angusta, 1017 nucleotides long. RefSeq lists its product as uncharacterized. Gene Ontology annotation, molecular function: pre-mRNA binding; U6 snRNA binding. The transcript has a single exon. Lineage: Eukaryota; Fungi; Ascomycota; Pichiomycetes; Pichiales; Pichiaceae. The record is from RefSeq and is a predicted model, not a curated record. Gene Ontology annotation, cellular component: U2-type catalytic step 2 spliceosome; Prp19 complex; U2-type catalytic step 1 spliceosome. The coding region runs from base 1 to 1017 and encodes 338 amino acids.
AUGUCCAACAACGCAGACGAGAUUCCGGCAAUUUGCAACAACUGUUUGGGCCAAAACCCGUACGUGGAGAUGACGCGAGAAAGAAACGGAGCAGAAUGUAAGCUGUGCACUCGCCCGUUCACUGUUUUCCGAUGGUCUGUUAAGAAAGGCGAACGAUCUAAAAAGACAUUAUGCUGUUUGACUUGUGCAAGAGCAAAGAAUUGCUGUCAGUCGUGCAUGUUGGAUCUGACGCUUGGAAUCGACCUGCGAACGAGAGAUCAGCUUUUGAAGCUGACAGAUCAAAGCCCUGCCCUGGAACUGACUCCGCAAAAUCAAAUGUCUAAAAUUUACGCCGCUUCUCAACUUGAAAAAAAAUACAAGGCUGCAGGGGAAGAAGCCAUCGAAACAGUGGAGGAGAAGCGGGCAGACGCACGCAAACUAAUAGAUUCGCUAUCGAAAGCUGUGCAUAACAAAAAAAGGAAACAAGAGAGCGAGCAAGAUGAAGAACAGGUCAGCAAGGAGGAACUGAUCAAACUCUGCAAACAUCUGCCGUUCAACGGCAGUUUAGAAACACCCAAAAGCAGCAAAAUCAAGUCGUUUUUCUUAUUCGGGUUUGGCGAGAAGCUUGCUGAAUACCAAGUGCGCGACUACUUUGAGGAUAUCGUCGGAGAAAAGAAGGUGGAUGCCGUUACUUUGAACCAUCGGGGCAAGUUUGGUUUCGUUGAAUUCUCUUCUAGACAGGCCGCCGAGAAGGCAGCAGAAUGCCUCAAAGAUAUGUUGCCCCAUCCAAAACUGGUCGUUGUUGCAGGGGAGCCGCUUCGACUAUGCUGGGCGGGAAAGACUACCACCCCUUCUUUUUCGACUACAGAAGUUGCACGAGUCCGCACCAUUGUGAACCGCCAAAUGAUCAAAUAUGCCACCAAAGAACAGAAGAAGAGCAGUGAGAAUCAAGUUCAGAGCCCUUCCACGAAGAGGUCUAAGACCGAGAGCACCGCCUCCUCCAAGUACACGAGUCUUCGAACGGACCUGGAAGUCUAA